AUGAAAUUUCGUGAGUGUGGUAGUGCCCCCUCAUCAUCAUCAUCAUCAUUAUCAUCAUCAUUGUUUGCCACUUCAUCAUUAUCAUCAUCAGCAUCAGCAUCAUCAUCAGCAUUCAUCUUGGUCCUCAUCAUCAUCAUCAUCACCAUCAUCAGUAUUCAUCUUGGUCAUCAUCAUCAUCAGCAGCACUCAUCAUCAUCAUCAUCAUCAGCAUCAUCAGCAUUCAUCAUCAUCAGCAUUCAUCUUGGUCCUCAUCAUCACCAUCAUCACCAUCAUCAUCAGUAUUCAUCUUGGUCAUCAUCAUCAUCAUCGGCAGCAUUCAUCAUCAUCAUCAGCAUUCAUCUUGGUCCUCAUCAUCAUCAGCAUUCAUCAUCAUCAUCAGCAGCAGCAUCAUCAACCCUAAAGCUUUUACUCUUCAUGAUAUUUAAGUAUCAAUAUUGUUAA
Messenger RNA from Dictyostelium purpureum, 441 nucleotides. RefSeq lists its product as uncharacterized. NCBI's taxonomy places the organism in Eukaryota, Evosea, Eumycetozoa, Dictyosteliales, Dictyosteliaceae. Bases 1 to 441 code for a protein of 146 amino acids. The transcript has 3 exons. The record is from RefSeq and is a predicted model, not a curated record.